UAGUCUAGACUCGUCCGCCAGAGUGAUCGCAAGUGAAAAAGGCAGUUUUCCCACCACAACGGCCUUAGCCGCGACGACCCGGGGCUUCUAUUGGAGAGUUUUUGGUUAGUUAGUUAGUUCUUUGGUCGGGUUUGGUGAAGAAGGAAAAGUCACAUUUGCGUGAGAUUAUUUGAGAGCCAAUGUCGGUUCUAUGCACGCGGGAGAUUUUCCUCGAUUUUUUCUGAGAUAUUCUCGAAGUACUCGGCUUUUCGCGAGUUUGACGAGAAAUACUCGUUGGUUGUUCCUUCAGUCUAUAGUGAACCACGAAGAGUGUGAGACGUUUUAAGCCCCCGUAUCGAGUUUGAAUUUCCCAGCGCGAGAAGUCGAAUUUUGGUCGAAUUAAGACCGAUCGAUCGUCGAUCGUUUGUCACCUGAGGUCCCUGAGGGAAUGAAAAUCCCUCAGAGUGCUAAGAAGAGCCAGGAAGAUUGAGAAGAGUGCCAAGGUGCGUUCAGAGAACGAAGAAGUGGGUUGCUGCGAGUGUUCGUGAGGAGGAUCGUCCGUCACUGCCUUCUACGAUCUCCAUCGAGGAGUGUAACGAACGUGAACCAAGUUUUGUGCCUCAACGCCUACUUAGACUGUAGUGCUCCACCCCGAUUGUUCUACAACACUGCCGCCUACUUAGAGGAGGAGGCGAAGAAAACCCAGAAGAACCGGGAGGGUUACGAUGGAAACCGACGACCAAUUUCGUCAUUAUAUAAGUUUUUAUGACACGGUACUCAAAUUUUGAAUGACAAAAAGUGUGCUCUCAAUAGCGCGUUCGUCGUCCCGACACAUCAUCGAGAAUCUAGUGCAACCACUAUUGCCGAGGAGCAGAGUUGUUUUACUGUCGUUUUUGGUUCAACACGGGGGAGGAAAAACACUAACCAGAUGUGUGAAAAUGUGACCGAUUGGACGGGCUAGAGUCAAGUUAGUGCAAAAGUGAAUACCGUACCGUACCAAACAUCACCGAAAUAAAUUUAGUCAAUUUGUAGAAAGUGGCUUCAAAGUGUUCUAAGAAGUGUGUUCACCUCUCUCGCCAGUCAGCGCACGAUACACAGUUUUUGAGGUGAGACAAGAAGUGCACGAGAGAGAGAGAGGGAGUCGAGGGAAGCGGCGGUCGAAUCAAGGAAAAGUCAACUCGGAAAGUAACCGUGAAAUGAGUCAGUAGUGAGCGCGAGUGAAUGCGAAACAGUUUUCCACCCAGCCAAGAAGAGUACACAAAUUAUAAAUCUUACUGAAGCGCUGCUCUAAGAGUUGAAUAAUCGGCAGGAAAGGAAGCGUUGGUGGAGGUGAAGAUCAUCAGAUCUUCGCCCGUCGUCAUCAUUAACGAAACGCGAGACGGGCGGAGACACAUAUCGCGAACGAUCAGACACACAGUUUUCAUCGGAGUCUCUAGAGUUGCAUGUUGGGCUCCCUACUAGAAUCUAGAUCAACUCGGAGGAGAUUCACACGAGGUGGUGGGUGUGUGCGAGAUAAAAACGACGGUGGGGAUAUCCCGUAGUCGAGUCGACGUCGUCGUAGUCGUCAUAGGAGAAGAGGUCGUUAGAAUCAUUGCGUGUCCAAUAAUGUAGAAAAGCAGAAACAGAAGAAGAGAAAGAGUGUGAAGAUUGAGAGUUGCGAAGUUUGGAAAGGUGAACGCAAGGCUGCACGGGAAAAACUCUGACAACGUGUGGAAAAUCUGCCAGCUCUGCUGGGAAGGUGCGCCAGAGGGUAGAACUGUGCAGAUGCUUUGGAGACUGAUGAGCGACGGCGAAUGGAUGAUUCAUCGAAACUAGCUGAUAGACUGAAGAUAGCCUGAGGAUCGAUUACACAGUGUGAUUGUUGGAACCUUGUUGAUAAGUUUAAGUUGAAUGUUAAGUCUAGUGUGAAAUAGUUUUAAUGGUUCAAUUCUUAUAAAGUGAAAUACGAAUCUGAAAAGUUCUCCAUCCCCAUAGUGAGUGUGUGUGAGAGUAUUCGAGCAGCACGAGUGCCCCGUGCCAGAAGAAACCAUGAAGAAAAGAGUGGACAUGCGACACUGUAGGUCUACGAAGAAGUUCAAAUUAAUAUUGAAAACCCACGCCAACCGCUAUCGAGAGGCACCUUAGAAAGGAAGUAUCGCUUUGGACCCCAUCACUCUUGAUCGGUAGCAAGUCUCUGACCCAUUCGAGAAGUAUUGUGACUCUCUUCGAGCCCUCAACGCGUAGGAGUUCAGGUCAGGUUAGGGCCUUCCUCAAGAAGUGGUUGGUGCGUAGGACCUAGGCAGCAAUCCCAAAGCCCGAACAUCGGACGCGAUGUACUUGCGCAAAUGGAGUCCCAUUAAAUAUCUCAUGUACUUAUGGCUAGCGAUUCUAGUGUGGAUAUUCUGUCGGUGUGAGAGUGCCGCUACGAUGCACCUGGCGCCAGCCUCCUCCUCAUCCUCCUUCCCCCCGUUCACGUUGUCAUACGCCAGUGGCACUAGUAGCAGUAGUAGAACUAGUAGCAGCAGUAGUGGUAGUAACAGUGAUAAUUUUAGUGCUAGUAGAAAUAGUAUAUCAGAGCUGGUUGCCAACAGAAAUCACUAUCGGGUACCAGCAGCAAGUCCUAGAGGUGAUACUAGUGAAUUAGUGGACUCUACGAGUCCUUACCAAUGGCGGCCAUCCACACCGGAAUCAACCAUCUCAUCACAACGGCCAUUGGCCACUCCACACCUUACCAAAUUAAUCAGCCAAGCUGCCAAUAAUGAUAACCGACGGCAUUCCCCGCCACUUACUGGGGUCACUCUGUCCAGCUAUCAUCAUCCAAUCAAUUACGCUAAUCGUGUGCUUCUACAAAACGCCAAUAACCUUCCGAUAGAACAAACGCAGCAGCAACUGCCGAAUCUGCCAGCUAGCCUAAGUCAAUCCACUUCUAACCAUGAUAGUCGCCAAGUUAAGAACAACUACGUCAGCAGUAGUAGUAUUAGUAAUACGAGUAUUAGUGCCGAAAGCGCCACCCUAGCCGAGAAACUAUUACAACAGCAAUGGAAGUUACGGAUGAGCCAAAAACGAGCGCGUCGCUUAGCUCAUCGGAAGCACCUAACCGAGCAACCCGAUACGUCUACCAACCGUAAUCGACGGGAUUCGGUACGUGUUCCUGUACCGGGAGGCUCCCAGCAGCCACCGCGAAGACCCGGUGGAGGUGCUGUUGGCCAGGGAGGUCCUGGUCAAACUCGCCGUUACUGCUCGGCUCGGGACCCAGCCACCUUAGCUUCCGAUGCUCCCGUAGUCUUCGAAGGCAAAGUCAAAUCCAUGAGCAGCGAUCGACGGGCCAACUUUUCCGUGACAUUCGAAAUCGUGCGGGUACACAAGAAGAACACUAAGUAUCCGCUGGAGAUGUUCCAGCAGGUGCGGCUCCAGUUUUCGUUCCGCAACUUCAGCGAGUGCGACAUCUACCGGGAAACGUACCGCGAGCGGGGAAUCGUGCGCGAAGAACUCGAACAGGGCAAAGUGUACUUUCUGUUUGUGAAGCAGAUCGAUCUCAGCAACUUUACCAUCCUCGGGCAGCCGAUCCGGAAGACCAGACGCACCGCCAACGGGGUGAUGGAGGGGGUUAAGGACACAUAUGGUAAACCACCGAAGAUCUCUUCCAUGACGUCGAAUGUGACGCGACAGGAGGGGAAACGGGUGCGUCUGGUCUGUAAGGUGCAGGGAGAGCCGCCACCUAAAGUCACGUGGUUCAAGGACAAGCGUUCCAUCAAUCGGAACGUGACGAAAUACGCUCAAGUCCAUCUCAAAAAACGAUCCGAGCUCAUCAUUCAUUCGGUGAUUCCCAGUGAUGCUGGAGAGUACGAAUGCCGAGCUAAAAAUAAGUACGCCAAGAUUUCCAACUCGACGCAGCUUCGAGUAACGGCCAAACAUUCGAGCACCAAGCAGCCAAAAACGACACAUUCAACGGAACCUCCGUACAAUCCGAGGCCCUGUUGGGGGCCGGGCGCAGAGCACUUCUGUCUGAACGGUGGCACCUGUAUACACUUCGAGGAUCUCCAAGAGUGGGCAUGCACAUGUCCCAAGGGCUUCUCGGGCAACAAGUGCGAGAACAAAGUCAUCGAUUACCACCCUACGGCAUCCAGCAAACAACAGGACUGCUCGAAGGGUUACGGAUAUGGAGGUCAUCCAGAAUGUGCUGACUUUCUGCUGAUGGACUCUCCGAUCGCCCUUCCCAUGAUUCCACCGUUGUACGAUUACGAUGAUGACAGUGACAUCUAAGGUCGUCCCGCUUCAUUGCUAUUUGGCACUCGGAGGUGUCCCACUCCACGGCGGACUCAACUUUCUGUAUUGGUGGGAAAAUCGCGUCAGCCCGAGAGAAAUGAGAUUAAACAGUUCAUGGCGAUCGAAACGAGUCGAACGAAUGAUAUUUUUUGUAAUUCUCAAUCAGGAGAAAACAGUCAAUGACGAUAUUCCAUUCGAUUUAAGUUAUUGUGCUUAAUUUGUAUACACAUGGUUGUGUUCCAAUGCGACCAACAACUGAACAAGAAUUCGUGAAUGAUAUAAAAAGAAAAACAAAAAACGUUGAAAAUACCAAAGAUGUAAAUAUCAUUGUAGUAGUUGUAAUAAAUUAUUGACUAAUACUAACGUUGGUGUAAAUUUUCUUUACGAUAUGU
This is a messenger RNA of Aedes aegypti (yellow fever mosquito), 4616 nucleotides long. RefSeq names its product protein vein (gene vn). Lineage: Eukaryota; Metazoa; Arthropoda; Insecta; Diptera; Culicidae. Gene Ontology annotation, cellular component: plasma membrane; axon. The record is from RefSeq and is a predicted model, not a curated record. Gene Ontology annotation, biological process: dendrite self-avoidance; axon guidance; homophilic cell-cell adhesion. The transcript has 7 exons. Bases 2290 to 4221 code for a protein of 643 amino acids. Gene Ontology annotation, molecular function: cell-cell adhesion mediator activity.